Molecule: messenger RNA, 1848 nt
Organism: Episyrphus balteatus (marmalade hoverfly)
Lineage: Eukaryota; Metazoa; Arthropoda; Insecta; Diptera; Syrphidae
Product: facilitated trehalose transporter Tret1-like
Exons: 6
Coding region: 210-1769 (519 amino acids)
Biological process (GO): transmembrane transport
Cellular component (GO): membrane
Molecular function (GO): transmembrane transporter activity
Source: RefSeq, a predicted model, not a curated record
GAAGAUAUUUUCUUCAAUUAAAAUAUAUUAAUUUUUUGUGGCUGAUGAAUGUGAGAAAAGAUUAAGACAAGUGAAUAAGUGAAAAAAAAAGAACUUUGUGGUGGAAUUGACCACUUUUUAAGCUGUGAUAUAUUUGUUUUUUAGAAAAGGACGAAUUUUUGUAAGAUAAAUUUAUAACAAAUAAGUAUAAGCAACCAAAAAAAAAAAAAAUGACACAUGAUAAGGGUGAAUUGCAAAGCCUUCGUAAUGGCAUACAUCAUCCAAAAAUUGUUAACGGCCUUGAUAAUAAACCAAUGCAACCAAAGCCAUUAGGCGAACAACCUAAAGCAGUUCGAAGACAAGAAUUUAUGGUUUUACUGAUGAACAUGGGGGUCUUAGCUUGUGGAAUAGGUUUGGGCUUGCCAUCGGUAACUCUUAAUCAGCUUACAGAUCCAAAUGAGUUAGUUCAUCUUGACAAAUCACAAGCUUCAUGGUUUGCAUCGAUUGGGUCCAUAACCUCUCCCCUGGGUGCACUCUUAGCUGCUCUUCUGAUGGACAAAAUAGGAAGAAAAAGAACUGUGAUCCUAGUCAACUUAUUUGCUAUAGCUUCUUGGGCUUUAAUGGCUUUAGCUUUACAACAAGAUCCACAAGCAGUUUAUAUUCAACUGAUAAUAUCAAGGUGUCUAAUCGGUAUUACAAUGGGAAUGGGAAGUGCUCCAUCCGGGGUCUAUGGAGCGGAAAUAAGUUUGGCCAAAAUACGAUCAAGACUGAUUUUGGGCGUGUCAAUUAGUGUAGCUAUGGGAAUUCUAUUAGUCUAUAUUCUAGGAUAUUUUAUAAGAAAUGAUUGGCAUUUGAUUGCUAUAAUUUUACUAGCUUUUCAAGUCCUUUGCUUAAUACUAUUAGUACCAGUUAUUGAAACUCCAAGCUGGCUUAUGUCUAAAGGACGUGCGAAAGAUGCAAAAGCUUCAUUGUAUUAUUUCAGAGGAAUUGAUGUUGGACAAACACAUCCUGAAGUUGAAGCUGAAUUUGCUAUUCUCUUGAAGACAAUCCAAUUGAAAACUGGAGAAAAGAAGACUCCGUUCUAUAAGACCUUACGUCAACCAGAAAUACACAAGCCAUUAUUGAUCAUGAUUGGACUAUUUUGCUGUCAACAAUUUUCUGGAAUCUUCGUUGUAGUUGUCUAUGCAGUUCAAAUAGCUAUCGAAGCUGGUGUAAAUAUUGAUCCAAUUCUUUGUGCAGUAUUUAUUGGUGUAGCUAGAACCGUUAGUACCGUAAUGAUGGGUGGUUUUCUUGAGAAAUUCGGUCGUCGAAAAGCUGGAAUAAUAUCAGCUAUUGGAAUGGCUAUUUGUAUGUUUACACUAGCUGCUACAAGUUGGUUCCCUUGGUUACAAAUUCCAUACCUGCCAGCUGUCCUCAUUAUAAUCUAUAUCAUCACUAGUACUUUGGGAAUUUUCACACUGCCAUUUUUUAUGAAUUCAGAAGUUUUUCCACAAAAAGUUCGUGGAACAUGUGCUGGGUUAACUGGAAGUUUUGGAUUUUUGAUGUCAUUUUUUGUCCUUAAAGCAUAUCCAUCGAUGAGAGAUUUUAUGGGAGCUGAGAAUGUGUUUGCGUUAUAUGGAAUUAUGUCAGUUUUGUCAAUAUUAUUCGUUUACUUUUGUUUGCCGGAGACAAAGGGCAAAUCUUUGAUGGAAAUUGAAGAAUAUUUCCGAUAUGGAAAAAAAGGUAUGCCAAAGGCAGAGCUGGAAGUUGAAAUGAGUGAAGUGUUAGUUAAUGGAAAGACUUAUACGUAAAAUGAAAUGAUGUAAAAUAAUGUAUACUCGAUAUUGGAGAUUUUAUAAGACUGUGAUAGAUUUUAAGUAUUUAGAUAAA